Pelagomonas calceolata is the source of this 1131-nucleotide messenger RNA. Lineage: Eukaryota; Pelagophyceae; Pelagomonadales; Pelagomonadaceae. The record is from the annotation of a GenBank genome assembly.
AUGCCACCCGCAGUGGUGGCAGAAGCACUAGCCAAGGGGCCGCUCGGGGUGCCGGCGCUCGCGGCCGUCGCGGGGGCGGUCCUGGCGCCGCUGACGCUGUAUCGGCAGGGCUACUCGUUCAGCGUCGGCUACGGGUCCGCCGUCGGCGUCAUGGCCCUCGCGGCGAUGCGAGCGGUGCCGCCCACGACGCAGCUCGCGACGCUCACGGCGGGCGCGACGCUCUUCUACGGCUUUCGACUGGCCCUGCAUUUGCUGGCGCGGCAGCUCACGGUACCGGACAUCGCCGAGCGCAUCAAGGCCUUUGACAAGACGCCGCGGCUCAAGAGAUUGCCGCUGAUCCCGCCGCUGGCACUGUUCUACGCCUGCAUGACGUCGCCCUUACUUUUUGCAUUACGAACGCCGCCCACGAAGUACCUGAAGGUGGCGCAAAUCGGCUGCGGCCUCGCCUGGGCCGGCGCGGCCAUCGAGGCGAUCGCCGACGCCCAGAAGUUUCUCCAAAAAAGGCGCGACUACGCCCAGAAGGCGGGCGGCACGUUUACCGGCCCGAUGGGCGGCCUCUACGCGUCGUGCCGCCACCCGAACUACUUCGGGGAAGUGCUCUUCUGGUUCGGGCUCUUCGUGGCCGGGCUGCCGUCCUUCGGCUCGCAGAUUAUACCGUAUGCGGCGGGCGGGCUCGGGCUCUGGGGCAUCUACGGCAUCAUGAGCGGGGCCACAAAACGCCUCGACGGCAAGCAGAAAGAGAAGUACGGCGGCCAGCCGGUCUACGACGCGUGGCGCGCGCGGACGGGCGGCCUGUUUCCCAAGUUCUUCGCCGGCGGCGACGCGGGGCGCGUCUUCUACGACGUAUGAGAUCUAACCACUGAUUAUUGAAGUGUAUCUAGACGGCGGCCAUGGGCUUUUAGAGGACAAAAAAACUGCCAAGCAGAGCAAUCAACGCGAUUUUUGCGCCUAGUGUGUUAGACGGCCCGGCUGACGCAGGCCAACGACCCGGCGCGCGGCAUCGUCUUCUGCAACCGCUGUUGCACGGAGCGGGAGCCGAAUAAGCACGGCGCCAGGGGCUACGUGUGCGGCGUGUGCAUGUCGAAAGAUGUUAGAAUCGUCGAGGAGCCGACUGGCCGCUGGGCCAUCUAA